AUGGAGCUGAGGGACAGCGAUGCCGAGAGCGACGGCGGGCCGGAGGCCGUGAGCCUAUCGGCGGGAAGAGACGUUUUCCUGGCCCGCCGGAGGCUGGAGCGCGAAUCGGGCAAAAAAAAUGCGGCCGGGGGCGGCGGGGCGCGGCACAACGCUGCCAGCGAUCGUGGAUCGGGAGAGGAGCGGGGAGGCGAGGGGAAUGGGGGAGGGGGGGAAGGGGUCCAGGAUUCGGUGCCCAAUCGCCUGCCCGAUGAGGUGGUCAAGGUGAUGAUGGCCAGGGCAGCUAGGAGCACUCAACGCCAGGGCCAUAGCGGACAGCCCAGGCUCUUUGGGAAAGGCAACUCAGGAGGCAUGAAACGGAAGCGGACAGCGGUGACAGAGGUGAACAAGGGGCCUAUUGUCGUGAAGGUGCUGUAUGGCGAUGCACCGCCCAAGGCCACAG
This is a messenger RNA of Ostreobium quekettii, 439 nucleotides long. The record is from the annotation of a GenBank genome assembly. NCBI's taxonomy places the organism in Eukaryota, Viridiplantae, Chlorophyta, Ulvophyceae, Bryopsidales, Ostreobiaceae.